ACUUGGUUAACAAUACUACCUGUCUAAACUGAGUUAAAUGGUACAGAACUUGAACUUUUAACCUUAGUUAGUUGUAAUUAGCAUACAAUCUAACACUUAUAUGCAUCGGUCCUAUUCGCCGCACCAUACCAAUACAGCGAGACGAAAUUAUCAGAAUAAAUCCUGGUGAAGUAGUAGACGUAGUAACCGUGUUAAUGAGAGUAGAGGAGAUUGAGCAUGGACAUAUAAUUCCAGAAACAACGAUCAAUUCGUGAAGCAUAAGCUUACAGAAUAACUACGAGACUCAGGAGUUAAAGGGAAAACUAAGGGCGAAUACAUUCGCAUCAUUGCGACCAAUUCAUGUUAUCACCAACGUUUCCAACCUUUAAUAACGACUUUAUUAGUUUCUGAACAUUUAUCUCCACAGUUCUAUAUUAUUACGGUAACAUAAAUGUACUUUUGUAACUCAACCUUUCUAAAUGGUGUAUGCUGUCACUCUUGAAAUAUUUUAAUAUCCCUGUCGAUAUCAAACAAAAUGUGUAUUUUAUGUCACUAAGAAUAUUGAGAUUGUCAUAGGAUGUGUGAGGAUUGUAGCUAAACAUUCCAACCGAAAAGCAUAUAGAGAUGUGUUUGAUAUCAUGCAGUAGUGUAGCUACAUCACAUUAAUAUCUAUCGGCCCAUUAUGUCUUAAAAAUUUCGUAGCCUAAUGGCUUAAGAUGUUCUAAGAUAUGAGUCAGGAUGGAAACCAUUGGCGAGCAUACCGUAGUUUCCUGUUAUAUUAUUCAUAACAGUUAAAUGUAUCUUUUGACUAAACGAAAUCCGCCUCAACUAGAUCGCACAAUUUUUUAUUUGUUGGUUUACUGUUUAUGUGACGUCUCCCCCUUCUUGUUCCUUGCAAUACUAUCCUUUUUAAUUGCGUUGCACAACUACACCAAACAUUUUUAUGUUGUAAAUAAAAAAACUUUAGUAUUAUUGUAAAUUGCACAAUAUUUACCAUCCCUAACUAUUUACCAAAUAUUACAUUGCCUUGCAUUUUCAUCGGUCAUUAGAAAACAGUCUAUCAAGGGAAUUUAAAUAGUCAUUUGGAUAUGAAUUCAUCGCAUUGUGCAGAAAUACAGUUUCACAGUCAUCAAUUGAAUAAUUGGUCUAGUUUUAAUCAACCAACUGUUCAAUUCAAACAACAGUCCAAUACUACAGAUAUUACUCCAUUAGUUAAUGUUGCUAAUACAACUACUACAAAUUUCUCUCCCAGUUUAAAUAUUUCAAAUGAUGAUUUUGCUGUAAGAAAUCAACGUAUUGUAGAUCCAUGGGCAGUUACAUCUGAUCAGAAAGCUUAUUAUUUAUCACAGUUUCUUAGGCUACAACCAGAUAUUGGUUCAAAACUCAGUGGAUUGCAAUCGAAGACAUUCUUUGAAUUAUCAAAUUUACCAUCUUCAGAAUUAUCAAAAAUUUGGGAACUGUCUGAUCUUGAUCAUGAUGGACAAUUAACAUUGAGUGAAUUUUGUAUUGCAAUGCAUUUAGUUGUGUAUCGAUUAAAUGGUGUUCCGAUUCCUAAUAAUUUACCGACAGUUUUAUUGGAAUUAGUUGAAACUAAUUGGUUAUCUACAAAAUUGUCAUCAAUAUCAUCACCAACUGUAAAAGCAAAUACCACCACUACUGCUACUACUACCAACAAUAGUUGUGCUAAUAUUUACGAACUAACUAAUUGUACAUUGAAUUCUACUUGUCAACAAAAUCAUAUCAGUUCAGUGAGAUAUAAAGCAAUAGAUAUGCCUAAUUCAUUUCAACAUCACGAUAAUCAUCAUCUAUCAUUAUUCUUGUCCUCUUCAUCACCAAUUUCAUCCGUGUCAACUUGUCAAGUUAAAACACUAACGACAUCAUCAUCAAUUCAUGUUAAUACAUCUCUAACUGAAAUGAUUCAGUCUACAAAUUUUACAGAAUUGAAACAUGCUCAUCACGAACCAAAUCAGCAACAACAAAGACGUUGGUCUUUAUCUAGUCAAAGUGAUGUUAGCAGUUUAUUAGCAUCAGAAGAAGGAAUGAUGUUAUUCGAAUCGAAACUAAAUACAAAUGCACAACUAAAACAUCCUAUCCCAUUAAGAGCUAAAACAUUACCAUCAAAUGUUAUUCCUGAGCUGGUGAAUUCAAUGGUGAAUACACCUCAAGAUUAUUCUACCGUAGAUCGUCAAAAUGAUUUUUUGCACACAUAUCAACUUCCAUAUAGUAGUAAUAAUGAUAAAUUUUCUACUGCAAUUAGUAAUCGAAUGAUUGAAUCAACUCCUCGGUUACAACCACAGCCUAUUACAAUUCAUUCAUCUCCUAUAUUAUUCAAUAGUCAACAUUCCGAUUCGAUAAGAUCUCCAUCGUCAUCAGUAAUACAGAAGGCUCCACCUCCUCCACCACCACCUAGAGCUAAUUUACUACUUGUCACUAAUAUUGAUUGUGUUCAUAACGACAGUGUGGGACAGAAAUGUGAUGUUUCACUAAUUGAAGAGAAAGAGGACUUUGUUCCAUCUCUUACAACAGAAUUCAACUCAGAAGAAAUGAAAUUAACAGAAUCUCAACAACCAUAUAUUACUUCAUUAAUUACUAGUAGUAAUAGUAAUGAUAAUGACACUGAUAAUGUGGAUAUAUUAAAACGUCAAUGUGAUUCUAUUAGUCAAAUUAAUGAACAAUUAACUACAACAUUAAUAAAAUUACAAAAAGAUAGAAUAGCAUUGAAAAUAUUUCUGGAACGUUUAAUGCCAUUAGAAACAAUUUAAGUGUUUAUUAUCAAUUUCAAUAACUAGAUCAUCAUUACCGUUUAUAUUUACUAAUCACUAAUCUUAAUUGUUAGCUUACAUUGCUGACAAUGUGAUAACAUACAUACCAAUGUACGCAUAUAUAUAUAUAUAUAUAUAU
Schistosoma spindalis is the source of this 2880-nucleotide messenger RNA. The record is from the annotation of a GenBank genome assembly. NCBI's taxonomy places the organism in Eukaryota, Metazoa, Platyhelminthes, Trematoda, Strigeidida, Schistosomatidae.